UAUCGAUGAAACAUAACAGCUGUCGCGAGAUAGAUCAUCUCAGAGUUUGUGUCGGGUUACGAUUCGUCCGUAUCGAAACCCUUGAAGAAGUUUACUUUCCAAGCAGUUAAUUUUAUUUUGAUACGAUGUCCGGCGAGGAAGACGCCACCGUGAGGGAGCCGCUAGAUCUGAUUCGUCUGAGUCUCGACGAGAGAAUCUAUGUCAAGCUCCGCUCAGACCGCGAGCUUCGUGGCAAGCUUCACGCGUUUGAUCAGCAUUUGAAUAUGAUUCUGGGCGAUGUUGAAGAAGUUAUCACAACAGUUGAGAUUGAUGAUGAGACAUAUGAAGAGAUUGUCCGGACGACAAAGCGCAACAUUCAGUUUCUGUUUGUGAGAGGAGAUGGAGUUAUAUUGGUGUCUCCACCACUCAGGGCACCCUAAGUUAAAAACUUGAAGUCUUCAAACAAACAUAUCUUGUGUCCUCUUUGUGUGACUAUUGGUAUUGUAUUUAGUCACUGGUUGUCUGAAACUAAAAACAGCUUGAAGGAGCUCUCUUGCUUAAAUCCCAAUUGCUCUCGGAUAUUUCUACCUU
Messenger RNA from Brassica rapa (field mustard), 570 nucleotides. RefSeq names its product sm-like protein LSM3B. The record is from RefSeq and is a predicted model, not a curated record. Gene Ontology annotation, biological process: mRNA splicing, via spliceosome. Gene Ontology annotation, molecular function: RNA binding. Lineage: Eukaryota; Viridiplantae; Streptophyta; Magnoliopsida; Brassicales; Brassicaceae.